This is a messenger RNA of Frankliniella occidentalis (western flower thrips), 2915 nucleotides long. RefSeq lists its product as uncharacterized. The transcript is spliced from 8 exons. Lineage: Eukaryota; Metazoa; Arthropoda; Insecta; Thysanoptera; Thripidae. The record is from RefSeq and is a predicted model, not a curated record. Bases 153 to 2750 code for a protein of 865 amino acids.
GGUUUAACCUUUUCUCCUCAUGCCCCUGGAUUGUCUGUUGACAGGAAUUUUCAACCAUCUGCUUUUAGAGCACUAUCAUGGAAAUUGAAGUUGAAUGAUAGACGUUUUUGUUUCACCUCCUACCUGUGUUUCAUAUAAUUUAAACGCAUAUUAUGGAUUUUGACAGUGACAUAAAUGCUGCACAACAGGUCCUCCUACGAUCGGCUUACGUUUCGAAAAAACUUACAGAGGAUGAAAAACUUCAAACGUUGUGUGAGCAAAUGACAGCUGUUCUCAACGGUGCCAAGGAUUACAAUCAGCAAAACAUAUUCUUAUUCAUCCUACUGAACAGUGAUGCAGAUUAUGUUGAUAUUGUGGCUGAAGAUGAAAAUUUCUCUCAUUUAAUUGAUACAAUACCGCGUCUCAGUCACGCACUGAUCUUAAGAGUCAUCCUUGGAUCAGGAGGUUUACUUUUCUUACAAGAUUUGGUGGCAUUUGCUCCUCCUACUAUAUCACUCACUGUGAUGGAAACCUUACAUACUUUAACUGAUUUAAAACAGAAACCUCAAUUUGCAAUUACUGAAUUAGCAAAUGCUUGUUUUCACAAGCUCUUUCUCUGUAAUGGUGAAAACAUGGAAACAGUCCAUAAAUUUCUUACAUUUUUUAAACUCUGCCAAUCAGAGAACUUUGAAUGGAUGAGACUUAUCAAUGAAGUUGAGUGGAAAGCACGUCGAGUUAUUCACAAUCUGAGAAUUUGCGUUUUUUGUAUGAAGGAGAAUUAUGAAAAGCAAUGUGACACUUGGAAUGGUUUUAUGAUUAAGAGCAGUAAAGAUGAAAUGAAUAACUGUUCUAUUAAUGGCCCAAAACUUCAGUCAGUCGAAGAAGUGAUCACGGAGUGCAGAAACAUUGUGAUCGAACAGUGUGUGGGAGUAUUACAAGAACUGACAAUUGAUGAUUGGCUGGAGAUGGCAGAGUUUGAGUUAGAUUGCUAUCAGGACAAAAUAAGAAACCUAGCUUAUGAAGCUAAAGAAUUUCUUGAGCAUUUUGAAGAUCAUAAGAAUUUAGUCGACUUUACUCCUCUGUUUGAAGUUUUAGAGCCUUUUGCUGUUAAACCCCACAGAGAAGAGGAAAAGGAAAGCAGUCCUGAUAUUCAAAAAGUCAGAUUAAUGCUCUCUAAUAAUGCAACCAAAAGUCAGAAGUGGAUGAAAGAAUUUCUUAAUUUUAGUUGUGUUUUGGAAGAUAGUGAUAAUUUCAUAAUAAUUGAAAAUAAUUGUGGACUCUUAGAUUGUCAAGAUGUAGAACAUUUGUUAGAAAAAAUUAUUUCUUAUAUUGGCAGUGAAAAUGUGAAUGAAGAUGUAAAGGAAAGACUAAAGUGUUUACACUACAAAGUAGUGAAAGUUCUUCCUCCAGAAAAACUUGCACAAGUUCAUAAAAACUUCAUGGAGAAGUAUGGAUUGUCAACGAUACUGCGUUGUACAGAUUUUACUGCACUCCUUAGAUCAGCAUUCAACAGGACAACUUUUAAAGACCAAGAAAGUGUAAAUGAGUGGCAAUGUGAAUUCAUUGCACUAUCCAUGAUGGAUUUUGGUGAAUUUUUAAGAGAGGCACUGCUUAUGGCUCUAGAAAAUACGGAUUUGACACAUCACUUGUCAAGAGUGUUCAAUCUCAUGCGUCCCAUGUCAGAAAAAAUGACUCCGGACCUAAUAUUUGAGAUGUCUCAAAAAUUGACCUACAAGCCAAACAAACUGGAUAAUUUUCCAGUUCUUGUUCAACAGCUUGUCGAACAUAAGGUGUUAUGUGGAGAAGUGUUUUUUAAGAAGUAUGUGACAUCUGCUAUCAAUGAGGCAAUUGAUUCAAACAAUUGGUCGUCUGUCUAUAUGUGGAUUACCACUAUAGAUCUGCUUGUACCGUUCUUUUAUUCACCUGGUGGAAGCUGUACUAAUGUGGUAAUCCUCAUUUUGUACUUACUUCAAGUGAUGGAGUUCAGCCAACAACAAAUUGAUAUAUUUUCAAAGAAGUGUAUUCAGACCCGUGAGAAAACUAUAAGUAUCCUUGAGCAACUGAAAACCUUUGAUUUAAAUGAAGCAGAAUCUAGUUGGCUAAAAUCAUAUGGUUUUGAAUAUUCUAUGUUAACCAAGUGCUAUUUAGAACAAUGGUGUUCUACUGAAGCCACAGACAGCAGCUUUGCUGCUACUUAUGAACUUUGUUUUAACUCACACGUGAAAACAACAGAAACUGCAGCAUUUAUUCUGUUUGAGAUGUUACCUUCACUGUGUGCUCAUGAAUGGAAGGGCAUUGCUUCUGUUUUAAAACAGCACUUUACUUACCAUGAUGAUCCUGCCUACUCUAUAUUUCAGUCAUUUAGUCAAGCUAUAUUCCUUCUCUUGUCUGCUUGUUCUAAAAUUGAUUAUGAAGUGUGCCCAAACUACCUAUUGUGUUUGAAUUACUCAGUUAGCUGCUUUGCAGUUAUUUUAAAGCUAAAAGUAUUACCAGAACUAAAAACACCUAACUAUGUCAAGGUUCUUGAAGAAAGUUUACAUCUCCUAAGCCAAUUUCCAGCAGAAGUGUGGAGUAGAGGGGGAAUGGAUAUAUUACCAGACGUAAUGAGCCUCAUAGGACAAAUCCCUCUUGAGUUGGAAAAUUUUAAUCAAUUAUCCUCAAUUGUAUCCAAAGCUCCACUCAAUGAGGGAAGUACUCUCCUGAAGAACCGAUUGAAGACUGUGUUUGAAGGGAUCGUUGGGGAAAAUGGCGAAAAGGAAACGACUGGAUGACCAUUUUCCCAAUUUAAUGACUAGGCAAGUUUACUCCAUUCUUUAAGAUUAGAAUAAAUUUGAAUGUAUUUUCCAAUUUCUGAUGAAUUUCAUGUACAACUGUAACUGCAUCAUAUAAAAUAUGAACUUUGUGGAAGGAAUAAAACUAAUCGCCAUGCACUACAA